Mya arenaria is the source of this 1840-nucleotide messenger RNA. RefSeq names its product sequestosome-1-like. Gene Ontology annotation, cellular component: aggresome; amphisome. The record is from RefSeq and is a predicted model, not a curated record. Gene Ontology annotation, biological process: endosome organization; mitophagy; aggrephagy. Lineage: Eukaryota; Metazoa; Mollusca; Bivalvia; Myida; Myidae. The transcript has 7 exons. The coding region runs from base 165 to 1778 and encodes 537 amino acids. Gene Ontology annotation, molecular function: K63-linked polyubiquitin modification-dependent protein binding; protein kinase C binding; zinc ion binding.
CUAGUGAUCUUGAGUCAUUGCAAAUCUGCAGGAAAAUUCAUCGUCACGGGUUGUUUACAUAAUAAUAAGACUUUAAAUGUGAUAGGUGAACAGUUGAUUGUCAUUUCGUGUUUUUUAUUUGGUUAUUAAGAACAUUCACCUGUAUUCCUGAUCGAAUAUUGACAAUGUCUCUGACUGUGAAAGCUUUUCUUGAGAAAAAAGAGAACGUGGAUGGGGAAAUCCGUCGUUUUCAGAUCCCAGCAGAUGUGUCCAGCAGUUAUGCUUAUCUAUCUAAGAAAGUAGCUGACAUUUUUCCUGGACUGAGGGAUGGCCACUUCUCUCUGUAUUGGAAAGAUCCAGAUGGAGACCAGGUUCUCUUCUCAACAGAUGAGGAGUUGAUGGAAGCUCUGGGUUUUGUGACAGAUUCACUCUUUCGUGUGUAUGUGAAGCCUUCUGAGAGCAGCUCCCAAAGAGGAGCAGGACCCCAGGAUGAUACCUCAGAAGAGAUCCACCCAGGUGUGGUUUGUGAUGGCUGUGAGAGCGGCGUUUGCGGCAUACGUUACAAGUGCCUUGUGUGCCCGGACUACGAUCUGUGCGCCUCUUGCGAGAGUAAAGGUGUCCACAACGAGCAUAACAUGAUGAAGAUCACCAAGCCCCGUCAGGAUGGGGCUCAAUUUUGGGGCCCACCGAUGGGACUCUUUGGUGGCCCCUUUCCUGGACCACCAGGCCCCCAUGGACCCCAUAGGCACCAUGGUCACCCUAGGCCAGGGGAGCAAUUUGCCCCUCCUCCCCACUUCCGUCGGUGGAUGAAGAAGUUUAUGAAGCGCUGGCACAACAAGAACGCCCCAGGGUGCGAUGAAAAUGACAAGGAUGACUCUCCUGAUGAUGAGACAACCGCCGAUGAGGAAUACUUAAAAUCUGUUGGCAACUCGGUUGCUCAGAUGCUGGACCCUUUCGGAAUCGAUGUUCAUGUUGAUGUGGAACAUGGAGGCAAGCGUAUGUGUAGGGGGCGGAGCCAAGGGCGCGGCAGGGGUAGAGGCAGGUGCCAGGGAGCAGGGCAUAUGAGGUUCAACUCUUGCCCAGCAGGCAUGGCUGAGGAUGGAAGCCCAAAGAGGAAAACCCCAGCCAAGGGUCAGGAGAGCCCCGAGAAGCCCAAGAGCCCAAUACCUCAAAUGGGUUCAGCUGAUAAGCCCAUUGACCUUGAGAAAGCACCUCAAGAGAAAACAGGGGACAAGGUCAAUGAUGUUACCAUGGUAACUGAAGAGGAAGUGAUCACUGAAGAGAUAACCAACAAGACAGAGCAGAUGGUGCUGACUGAUGACAUGCAACAACAGCAGCAACAGCAGCAGUUUGAGGGGAUGAUUAGAGAGGUGGAAACUGAGGUGAAGGAGCCUGUGCGAGUGGAUGUGCAAAACCCUUCCCCAAGGGAUACUACAAUGGACAAUAGCUGGACCAUGUUGACUGUGGCUCCCACCCCCGGGCAAACAGUUACACCACCCACCACCCAGCCCCCAGUCACCUCCUGCCCGGCCCCUCCCACUGUGCCGUACCCAGGGGCAAGCCAGAUGGGCGCACCCCAGAAUGUGCAGAUACAGGUGCCACCACAGGUGGUCUACCCUCCCUCAAACCCGAGAGUGGCUGAGUCCCUUAAACAGAUGUUGGCGAUGGGGUUCAGCAAUGAUGGGGGAUGGCUGACAAACCUCCUGGAGUCCAAGAACGGGGACAUAAUCCAGGUCCUGGACUCCAUCAAACCCCAGCCAGGCCGCACCAGGGAGACCAGCGGAGGGUAUAUGGCUUAGUAGGGAACAGUUAUCUGGCAUGAGGGUGCCAUUGAUGAAGAUAUUGCUACCACAUAGUUUAA